Cucumis melo (muskmelon) is the source of this 2989-nucleotide messenger RNA. RefSeq lists its product as uncharacterized. Gene Ontology annotation, cellular component: endoplasmic reticulum membrane. The transcript has 12 exons. The record is from RefSeq and is a predicted model, not a curated record. Lineage: Eukaryota; Viridiplantae; Streptophyta; Magnoliopsida; Cucurbitales; Cucurbitaceae. The coding region runs from base 293 to 1282 and encodes 329 amino acids.
UUUUUUUUUUUUGUCUAAAGAGUGAAUAAUUAGUUGGAUUUUUGACUUUAAUAAAAGUAACAAUUUUAGUGACUGAAAUCUGAAUUGUUAAGAUUUUCUUCUCGACUUUCAAUGGCAAUAAAUCUCAUUAAAUUAUAUGGCUAAUUUUAGCUAAGAACAAUUGUUAUAGAUGUGAUAUAAUACAAUAAGUUUACUGUAUAGCAAUUUUUUAAAUCUAAACUCCGGUUGUUGACUGCUGAAGGGCGGAGUAGCGCCAACCUCUCUCGUCUCCCCACCAAUUUGAGCUACAGAAAUGGAGUAUUUAUGGACGAUACUGUUCAUUUUCAUUAGCCUCGCUCUUUGUUUUGCUGCAGCUAUUAUUUCUGCUCUCAUCAUAGAAGCUUUCAAGAGGAGAUUCAAUCGCGAGCACGUUGAAGCUCCAGCAAUCUUCGAGGACCCAAACUCGUUGAAACGGGUUCCUUGCCCUUCAAUUUUUGAUCCAGCUGAGAAGUACAUGUCCUUGAUCGUUCCUGCUUUCAAUGAAGAGUACAGGCUUCAUGGAGCUCUGGAGGAAACCAUCAAUUAUCUUCAACAACGUGCUGCAAAGGACAAGUCAUUUUCCUAUGAGGUCAUAAUAAUUGAUGAUGGGAGCGCCGAUGGCACAAAAGGUAUAGCUUUCAAUUUUGUUAGGAAGUACUCUGUAGAAAAGGUGAGGGUUAUACUUCUUGGAAGAAAUCAUGGAAAAGGGGAAGCUAUUAGAAAGGGAAUGCUUCACUCACGUGGUGAGAUACUUCUAAUGCUGGAUGCUGAUGGAGCAACCAAAAUUACCGACCUAGAAAAACUUGAAAACCAGAUUCAUGCAGUGGCUAAGAAGGAAACUUCAAGAGAUUCAAGCAUUAAAAUAUCUGAUAUUCCUAUCACUGCAUUUGGUUCUCGUGCUCAUCUUGAGGAAAAGGCUUUGGCUACAAGGAAGUGGUACCGCAAUUUCUUGAUGAAGGGUUUUCAUCUUGUGGUUCUUCUAAUUGCUGGUCCUGGAAUACGGGAUACACAGUGUGGUUUUAAGAUGUUCACGAGAUCUGCUGCAAGGAAGCUGUUUAUUAACAUUCGUUUGAAGAGGUGGUGCUUUGAUGUCGAGUUGUUUUACCUCAGCAAAUAUUUUGGCAUUCCUAUGAUUGAAGUAUCUGUGAACUGGUCUGAAAUACCCGGAUCCAAGCUAAGUCCUCGGAGCAUUUUAAAUAUGCUAUGGGAGCUCGCACUCAUGUCGAUCGGAUACAAAAUUGGGAUCUGGAGAAUUUUCAACUGAGUGUCCGACUGAAUUUCUGAGACCAGGAGGGGGGAGGGGGAAUGAAUGAUUCACGAAUACGUAAGCAACUUAACUCAUUGCUGUUCAGCCUUUCAGCUGGUCCUGCAUUUCCAUUAUAAAAGAAGCAUUUCCUGUGCACAAUGGAUGGCCCAGAUUCAUCAUACUCUGCCUUUGCAAUCCACAUCUGCAGGAAAAGAAACAAGACAUCAACGACAGUGAUAAGUGUUGAAAAUAAGUGAGAGCUAAACUGAAAGCAUUUAGUGAAAGUCUCUGAGUAAUAUCAACCUGCUGGAAGGUACUCAGAGAAGCCAAGAUAGAGCCACCAAUCCAGACACUAUAUUUUCUCUCUGGUGGUGCCACCACCUUGAUCUUCAUGCUGCUUGGAGCCAAUGCGGAGAUUUCCUUGCUCAUUCUAUCGGCAAUUCCUGAAAACAUGGUCGAACCACCAGAGAGGACAAUGUUGCCAUACAGAUCCUUCCUGAUAUCCACAUCGCACUUCAUGAUGGAAUUAUAUGUGGUUUCAUGAAUACCUGCAGCUUCCAUUCCGAUCAUGGAUGGCUGGAAAAGAACUUCUGGGCAUCUAAAACGCUCAGCACCAAUUGUGAUGACCUGUCCAUCAGGCAACUCAUAGCUCUUUUCAACGGAUGAACUGGUUUUGGAUGUUUCAAGCUCCUGCUCGUAGUCAAGCGCAAUAUAUGAAAGCUUUUCCUUCAUAUCUCUCACAAUCUCACGCUCUGCUGUGGUGGUAAAUGAAUAACCACGCUCCGUGAGGAUUUUCAUCAAGUUAUCGGUUAGAUCACGGCCAGCUAGAUCAAGUCGAAGAAUGGCAUGUGGAAGAGCAUAACCCUCAUAUAUGGGGACUGUAUGACUGACACCAUCACCAGAGUCCAUCACAAUGCCUACAUAAUAGAAUACAAUCCAUCAUUGCUAAAUAAUGUCCUCAAAUACCAAUCAGCUGGUGACACAAUCAAAUCAAAGAUCAAACUUUCAAACUUAAUUCAAUCUUCAAAAGUUUGCAGCGACAAUGAACUUAUUAGACAAUGCAAAUGGUAUAAUGAAGCCUUACCAGUCGUUCGGCCGCUGGCAUACAGUGAGAGGACAGCUUGAAUAGCUACAUACAUUGCCGGAGUGUUGAAGGUCUCAAACAUGAUUUGGGUCAUCUUUUCACGGUUAGCCUUGGGGUUAAGAGGAGCCUCUGUUAGGAGAACAGGAUGCUCCUCCGGCGCAACACGGAGCUCGUUAUAGAACGUGUGAUGCCAUAUCUUUUCCAUAUCAUCCCAGUUGCUCACAAUACCAUGCUCAAUUGGGUAUUUCAGAGUCAAAAUACCACGCUUGGAUUGAGCUUCAUCGCCAACAUAAGCAUCUUUCUGGCCCAUGCCAACCAUCACCCCGGUGUGGCGAGGACGACCAACAAUGCUAGGGAAGACUGCCCGGGGAGCAUCAUCCCCAGCAAAUCCAGCCUAAAACAAUGACACAGAGAAGAAGAGGUAUUAGCCAUUCAUACAAUUCACCACAAAGGGCUAAACCAUAGAGUUUUAUUUUGGUCUUCUAGAAAAUUCUACCUUGACCAUUCCUGUUCCAUUAUCACACACAAGAGGCUGAAUGUCCUCUGCAUCUGCCAUCUUUUACCCUGUUUGGAUAAAUUGCUAUUAGUUGGAGAACCCUAAACAUUCUAGACAAUUUGAUUCGGCCCACAUUUGAAAGUAA